Molecule: messenger RNA, 2868 nt
Organism: Dichotomopilus funicola
Lineage: Eukaryota; Fungi; Ascomycota; Sordariomycetes; Sordariales; Chaetomiaceae
Product: Spc98 family-domain-containing protein
Exons: 2
Coding region: 1-2868 (955 amino acids)
Biological process (GO): microtubule nucleation; cytoplasmic microtubule organization; spindle assembly
Cellular component (GO): equatorial microtubule organizing center; gamma-tubulin complex; spindle pole
Molecular function (GO): microtubule minus-end binding; gamma-tubulin binding
Source: RefSeq, a predicted model, not a curated record
AUGGCCAACAACCAGCGCAACCGCGUGGCAAACGCAAUCGACAGCCUAAUCACACAUCUCGUUCCCGCCAAUGUCCACGACGACGAGCAGACCGCGCAGGAGAGACACGAUGCAUCUUUUGAGAUCGUCCGGGAUAUUCUAGACAGCCCGAGCUCUCCUGGUAUCUCCUCCGAUGUAAACCACGCCUCCGACCUGAUAAAGCGCAAGCUCAUUCAGAGCAACCCUAGCCAGGCCCUGCGCUUCUCAAACCUCUACACGCGACUGUUGUCGCUCCCAGUGCUCAACCAGAAAUGGGCGAUCCUCUACCUACUCUAUCAACUCUCCGACUCGCCAGAUCCAAACGAACCCCCACCACUAAGCCCACCAAAACCAGUUAUUGAGCAGCGGGCUGCUCCGCCCCGACCAGUCGAGAAAGAAAGGCGUUCAAGAGCGUCAACCGUUAUUCAAACGCCCGAGGAGGAAGCGGUCAGCGAUGCGUUUGCUCCCGGGGGGCUGAAGAAGCUUCCCACAGAGAAGCCAAAGCGAUCCGUGGCCGACGACCGAAGUCAAACGGCGUCUGCUCCCGUGGACGGGUCACCAAAAAAGGCAGCAAGAGACGUCUCAAUAAAGUCUACGCUUCUAGCGGACAACUCGAACGACUUCGAACCUACUGAGACGGGGCUAUUGAGGGAUCUACCUUAUACUCUCCAGGGACUCUCAUCUACUACCCUUCCUUUUGCCAAGGAGACAACGCUCAAGCUACCGCCUACCCUACCGAUUCCAAUCUUAUCUCUUCUUCACACACUAGCCGAACCGUCAUUACUGUACCGGGGACUCGCAACCUUUGUCAAGUCACCGGUCAAGGGCCUGCUUGGACAGAGCCUACGGGCAGCUAUCAAUAAUGAGCUCCGGUCCUAUCUCACUCUCGUUGCCACCCUUGAAGCCCAAAUACGAAGGGCACUCUCCGCCAUCGACGAGUCCGCUCCACGCGGCGGUAUAGGAAAGGCUGGCGUUACCCUGAAACGAUGCGUAGUAUGGACACGAGAAGCCACGAUGGGCCUGCGGCUCAUGUCCUUGAUUGCCGAGGAGAGCAAAGCGAAACACGGCGGGCAAAUUAUCAGCAUGAUCCACGGUUUCUCUACCUCACACGGCGACCCUGUUGUAGCGGCCUUUGCGGAGCGACUGCUGGUGGACGUGACACGGCCAUUCUACGAUAUCCUGCGACGCUGGAUCUACGACGGAGAGCUUUCCGACCCGCACUUGGAGUUUUUUGUGAGGGAGCAGCGGGCGGACGACGAAGACCGUAUGGAGUCCAAGGCCAAGGGCCAAGCUAGUGUCUGGAACUCCAAGUACGAAGUCGUCGACGGCAUGGUCCCCAGCGUCAUCACGGCCGACUUUGCGCAAAAGGUGUUUUUGAUUGGGAAAUCACUCAAUUUCAUCCGCCACAGCUGCGGUGACAGCCAGUGGGUGGACGCUUACAGCAAGACAUCCUCCAAGCAGCUGAGCUAUGGCGAUACGGCAACCCUCGAGAAAUGGAUCGACGAGGCGUACAAGACGACCAUGCGCCGCCUCAUGCACCUGAUGAGCAACCGCUUCCACCUCUUCGACCACUUACAGGCGCUCAAGAACUACAUUCUGCUAGGCCAAGGCGACUUCAUCGCCCUCUUGAUGGAGUCUCUCGCGGCGAACCUCGACCGCCCGGCCUUUGCGCAGUACCGACACACCCUCACGGCUCAGCUGGAGCACGCCAUCCGCGGCUCCAACGCACAGUAUGAUAGCGAGGAGGUUCUCCGCCGGCUGGACGCUCGGAUGCUACAGCUCAGCCACGGCGACAUUGGCUGGGACUGCUUCACGCUCGAGUACAAGAUCGACGCACCCGUGGACGUGGUCGUGACGGAAUGGGGCAACCGCCAGUACCUGAAGGUGUUCAACUUCCUCUGGCGCAUCAAGCGUGUCGAGUUUGCGCUGGCGUCCACCUGGCGCAAGUGCAUGACCGGCGCGCGCGGCGUGCUCCAGACCGACAACGAGGACGUGAUCCUGACCUGGAAGAGCACCCGCGGCGUGUUGGCCGAGAUGGUACACUUUGUCGGUCAGCUGCAGUAUUACAUUCUUUUCGAGGUCAUUGAGUCCAGCUGGACCGAACUGCAGGCCAACAUCCACAAGGAAGACUGCACCCUCGACGACCUCAUCACCGCCCACACCAAAUACCUCACCUCCAUCACCCACAAGGGUCUCCUCGGUGCUCGCCGCCGACAAUACCACGACUCCCUCAAAGAAGCCGCAGCAGCAGCAGCCGCCGCAACCAACCAACCAACCACCACCACCAACCCAUCAGACCCCAACUCUACCACCACAGGCGAUCCCACCAACCCCACGACCAACCCGCCCCCCUCCACCUUCGGCAUCGCCGCCUCCGAAGACCGCAACUCCUACAUGGUCCAACUCAGCGAACUCCUCCGCAUCAUGCUCGCCUACCGCGACUCCGUCGACGGCCUCUACAGCUGGUCCCUGUCCGACUUCACCCGCCGCCAAGAAGCCGACGCCGUCAGUCUCAUGAUGCACCGCAGCAAGAAACCUCGUAUCGCAGGCGGCCGCAACCCAACAAGCAGUAGCAUGGACCUCGACGACCCCUUCAUCAACACCACUACUUCCUCCGGAAGCGGCGGACCCGCCGCGGAUGAUUCAGGCCAUGACGGGACGACGCCCAAGUCAGAGUUACCCGCGCUGCAGGUGCGGUUGAGACAGCUCGGGGCCGGGUUUAAGGCGCAUUUGCAGGGGCUGUUGGGGGAUUUGGCGUACCAGCCGGAUGUGGAUAUGCGGUUUUUGGGGGUGUCGAUGAAUUUUAAUGAUGUGUAUCAGCCGGUUAAGCGGAAGAGGGGGCAGGCUUAG